AUGGGGGAAAUUUCGAAGGAUAUAGAAGUUAUGGAAGCUGUUGCACUUUCUGACCCAUCGGAAGAAGGGUAUGAGAGAGAAAAUGUGGAGGCUGAAAAGGAGGUGACCACCGCAAGGGGUGGUGGCCGGAAAGUUUUGGCCGCCAUGAAGGAGAAGUUGUUUGAGUUCAAAAGGGCUGUGGAGGGUCGGUGGGUGGCAUACUUUGGCGGUGGGAAUUUGGAAAGAACCAGAGCCUACCAUUUUUGGCCUGGGAAAAAUGUGUUUUUCUUUCAUGGGAGGCUCAUAUGUGGUCCGGAUCCAAGAGGGUUGAUGCUGACAAUUGUUUCUAUUAUUCUAUCAAGUUGGAUUUUCACCAUCUAUGUUGGGGAGGAUUUACCGAGUAAUUCUAGACUCAUCAUCAUCAUCAUCUCCAUCAUUUUGACCAUUAUUGUUCUUGUGAAUUUGAUUCUGGUUAGCUCAAUUGAUCCGGGAAUUAUUCCUAGAAAUGAUCAAGAAUCCACUGAAGAUGUUGGUACUAGCAAUGGCAAUAGGAGGAGGAGGGUAACCAUUAAUGGAGUGGAAAAGAAACUCAAAUAUUGUCGGAUUUGCAAGAUUUAUCGUCCACCCAGGAGUUGCCACUGUGCUGUAUGCGACAACUGUGUUGAGAAAUUUGAUCACCAUUGCCCCUGGAUUGGUCAAUGCAUUGCACUCAGGAACUAUAGGUUUUACCUGACAUUUGUGGUAUCAGGCCUGGUUUUCUUUGUUUACAUAUUUGCCUUUUCCUGCUGGAGAAUCCACCAAAGAAUAUUGAGAAAUGGAACAGGAUUCCUUGGGAUCCUCACGAAUUGUCCUGAAACAGUGGCAUUGGUGUCUUUUAGUUUUGCUGCCAUUGCCUUCCUGGGUGGUCUUGCUAUCUACCAUGUCUACCUAACUGCUAUAAACCAGACAGCUUAUGAGAAUUUUCGGCAGCGGUUUGUGGUUUCUAAGAAUCCAUAUGAUAAAGGAAUCAUAAAUAAUAUUAUGGAGGUAUUAUUUGUAGCACUGCCACCUUCUAGAGUUGAUUUUCGUGCUGAGAUUACACCAAAACAGUUUUCAACAGCUCAAGGGAAGUCUGAGAAACUGAAAAUUGAUACCCAAUCUCCCAGGUGGCAUUCGAAAUUGGCCAAAAUAUUGAAGAAUAUUAAAGGAAUAUCUUACCGUAUUGAUGUACAAGAAGGUGUCGCACAUGUUAAUGGUAGAAUAGAUCCAAAAAACCUUCUGAAGAAGCUAGAAAAAGCAGGGAGAGUGGCAGAACUCAUGGAAGUUCAUUCUUCUGAUCUUGCCUAUGGCCAUUACCAGACCAUGUUUGACCAUCACUAUGAUGUGCAUUUCAAUGGCCAUCCAUUUUAUGAUCAUUAUGGAAGAUCAGAGCCUUCAUAUCAUUAUCCUUACAAUUAUCACACGUAUAAAUCCCAGCCUAGCCAGUAUGAACCUUAUUACAAUGACCCGUGGGCACGGUAUCCAUAUUACUGGUAUGAGCCUCCGGCGCAAUGCUUUCCGCAGCCGCCGUCGCCGGUGGAGGUCCAUCCCUUCUAUGAUCCACACUACUCAUGCUCAAUCAUGUAA
Molecule: messenger RNA, 1584 nt
Organism: Corylus avellana
Lineage: Eukaryota; Viridiplantae; Streptophyta; Magnoliopsida; Fagales; Betulaceae
Product: putative protein S-acyltransferase 1
Biological process (GO): peptidyl-L-cysteine S-palmitoylation; protein targeting to membrane
Cellular component (GO): Golgi apparatus; endoplasmic reticulum
Molecular function (GO): protein-cysteine S-palmitoyltransferase activity
Source: RefSeq, a predicted model, not a curated record